GCCGCGCCGCCGCCGGAGGCCGCUCGGAGCUGCGCGAACAUGGCCGAAGUCGGCGAGGACAGCGGGGCCCGCGCCCUGCUGGCGCUGCGCUCGGCGCCCUGCAGCCCCGUGCUGUGCGCCGCCGCCGCCGCGGCCGCCGCCUUCCCCGCCGCCGCGGCCCCCGCGGCCCCGGCGCCCGGGCCCGCCGCCCCGUCGCCGCCGCCGCCCGCCCAGCCCCCGCCGCCGCCACCGCCGCCGCCGCCGCCGCCGCUGCCGGGCGCGAUCGCGGGGAGCGCGGGGGCCGCGGGCGCGGGGGGCGCGAUCGCGGGGGCCGCGGGCGGCGCGGCGGCGGGCCCGGGCCCGGGGGCUCCGGCGGGCGAGGCCCUGGUGGCCGCGGCGGCCGCCUCGGUGCGUCGGAGCCCCGGGCCCGCGCUGGCACGCCUUGAGGGCCGCGAGUUCGAGUUCCUCAUGCGGCAGCCCAGCGUCACCAUCGGCCGCAACUCGUCGCAGGGCUCGGUGGACCUGAGCAUGGGCCUGUCCAGCUUCAUUUCGCGGCGCCACCUGCAGCUCACCUUCCAGGAGCCGCACUUCUACCUGCGCUGCCUCGGCAAGAACGGCGUCUUCGUGGACGGGGCCUUCCAGCGGCGCGGCGCGCCCGCCCUGCAGCUGCCCAAACAGUGCACUUUCCGAUUCCCCAGCACAGCCAUAAAGAUCCAGUUCACGUCGCUGUACCGGCCGGAGGAGGCCCCAGCGUCUCCCCUCCGGCCCCUCUACCCGCAGAUAUCCCCUCUGAAGAUUCACAUUCCGGAGCCGGAUCUCCGCAGCUUGGUCAGCCCCGUCCCGUCCCCAACCGGCACCAUCAGUGUUCCCAACUCCUGCCCGGCCAGUCCACGUGGGGCUGGGUCGUCCGGCUACCGCUUUGUUCAGAACGUGACCUCGGAUCUGCAGCUGGCCGCAGAGUUUGCCGCGAAGGCCGCCUCGGAACAGCAGGCAGACACAUCCGGAGGGGACAGUCCUAAGGAUGAGUCGAAGCCGCCGUACUCCUACGCUCAGCUGAUUGUGCAGGCCAUCUCGUCUGCGCAGGACAGGCAGCUAACACUAAGUGGGAUCUACGCCCACAUCACCAAGCAUUACCCCUACUACCGCACGGCUGACAAAGGCUGGCAGAAUUCCAUCCGACACAACCUCUCUUUGAACCGUUACUUUAUUAAAGUCCCUCGUUCCCAGGAGGAGCCUGGGAAGGGGUCUUUUUGGCGAAUAGACCCUGCCUCAGAAGCGAAGCUCGUGGAACAGGCAUUCCGAAAACGGAGGCAGAGGGGCGUCUCCUGUUUCCGCACCCCCUUCGGGCCUCUGUCUUCCAGGAGCGCUCCAGCUUCGCCCACUCACCCCGGGCUAAUGUCCCCUCGUUCUAGUGGCCUGCAGACCCCAGAGUGCCUGUCUCGAGAGGGCUCACCCAUUCCACAUGACCCUGACUUUGGGUCAAAGUUAGCUUCUGUUCCAGAGUAUCGGUAUUCCCAAAGUGCGCCUGGCUCUCCCGUCAGUGCCCAGCCCGUGAUCAUGGCCGUGCCUCCCCGCCCGCCCAGCCUGGUGGCCAAGCCCGUCGCCUACAUGCCGGCGUCCAUAGUGACGGCGCAGCAGCCGUCGGGCCAUGCGAUCCACGUUGUGCAGCAGGCCCCCCCUGUCACCAUGCUCAGGGUGGUCACCACCUCCGCCAGCUCCGCCAAUGGCUACAUCCUCGCCAGCCAGGCCUCGGCAGGGGGCGCCCACGAGGCAGCGGGCACAGCCGUGCUGGACCUGGGCAGCGAGGCCAGAGGCCUGGAGGAGAAGCCCACCAUCGCGUUCGCCACCAUCCCCACCGCCAGCCGCGUCAUCCAGACCGUGGCCAGCCAGAUGGCCCCAGGGGUCCCCGGACACACGGUCACCAUCCUGCAGCCAGCCACACCGGUGACCCUCGGGCAGCACCACCUCCCUGUCCGGGCCAUCACUCAGAACGGCAAACACGCGGUCCCCACCAACAGUUUAGCCGGCAGCACUUACGCCCUCACCAGCCCCCUGCAGCUCCUGGCAGCCCAGGCUAGUUCGUCCACGCCGGUGGUGGUCACGCGGGUGUGCGAGGUGGGGCCCGAGGAGCCGGCAGCAGCGGCCGCCACGCCAGCCACCCCAGCGACCCCGGCCACCGCUGCCACCUCUGCCUCUUCCACCGGGGAACCCGAGGUUAAAAGGUCACGUGUGGAGGAACCCAGUGGGACUGUGACGGCGCAGGCCGGGGUGAUCGCGGCCGCCGGCCCACAGGGACCCGGAACCGGGGAGUGAUGUACCGUGUGUGUGGGCCGAGUGGGAUGCUCGCCAAAAGGGAUUCUGGGGCCGGGCCCUGACCGCCGGCCUCCCGCUGCCUGCGGACCGUGACGAGGAGGCUCCACGCCGACCUGCUCCCGGACACGCUCGUCCUCCUUGUUCUGUUUCCUGCCCCUGCUGUGGUUUCAAACAAAACCCAUAAACAAGUUCAGACAGCUGAUUGUA
Molecule: messenger RNA, 2499 nt
Organism: Mustela lutreola (European mink)
Lineage: Eukaryota; Metazoa; Chordata; Mammalia; Carnivora; Mustelidae
Gene: FOXK1
Product: forkhead box K1
Exons: 9
Coding region: 40-2292 (750 amino acids)
Biological process (GO): regulation of transcription by RNA polymerase II
Molecular function (GO): protein binding; DNA-binding transcription factor activity, RNA polymerase II-specific; RNA polymerase II cis-regulatory region sequence-specific DNA binding
Source: RefSeq, a predicted model, not a curated record